AUUCUGUAUUUAUCCACAGAUAAACCUGAGAUCAUAACUCAUCCUCACAGUAUCACAACAGGAGAAGGUCAAAACCUGACUUUAUAUUGUAACGCUACUGGAAAUCCACUUCCGACAAUAUCAUGGUGUAAGGAUGGAUAUCCUAUAAGUAAUGGCUUCAGGAUAAUUUUGUCACCAAGCCAUGAACAGUUGAAAAUAAGGAAUGUGAACAGAAUAGACCGGGGCGAUUACAAAUGUCUAGCGAAAAACAGAGUUGGAACGGAUACUUCUAACGCUUCCACGAUUAAUGUUCAGUGUAAGUGACUUAAAUUAGCUAUUGUACAUGAAAAGGCACUAUCCAGACCUUUUGAUGUGCCAUAAAUCCAUCAUGGAAUGUCGAGUACUUACUGGCUCCCUCAAGCUCGGCCGAAAAAUCUACUCUGAUUAACCACGCUGUUUCAGCCAAUCAGAGUGCGCGUCAUAUAUAUGCCUUAUUGUAAUUGGUUUUGCAUCUUCAGCAAUAAUUAUUUUUUUAUUGGCCGUUCUUUCUUCUUCCUUUUGGAUCAAACUAUGCUUUCUUGGCAUGGACGAUAUUCAUGCCGGAAUUUUACCUUCUGAGGGCGUCUUUUUCACUGGUUCUUCGUCCUGUCACUGUUAGUGUUUCAUUUAUUUACCGAAGGAGGUAGGUGACAUUUUUAAUUAUUCGAAGACAGAAUUUUAACCGAUUUGGAAGCGGAAAUCGACCUCGUUGACUUCUAGGGAUACGAGGGAUAGGCCCUGGCGGCGUAUCGAUUUUAUUUGGUUAGGUCUCUGGAUAUUUACAAUGUAAACAGAUUGAAUUCUCUUGAGUGCGAGAGAAGAAUCUUGUUAAGCUGAAUUUAUUGAGAUUUACUGUCUCAGUCCAUUACCUUAAGCAAAAUAUUUCUAUAUUGUAAUUUAACUCGAAACUUUCAAUUCUUAUGUGUAUUUACCUCUAUUAAAUCUGCUAACCCGCUUAAAUACAGUAAAGUUGAUCGAAUCCAGUGCUUUUAAUUUCUUACCAAGGUAAGCUUCGUUUAUAUUACUAACAUAUGCUUCGAGAAUUGCGCAUUUUAUACUCGCAUUUUAUACGAAAUACUCAUUUUGACCCGAAAGUACUCCAAUGAUUUUUAAACUAAUUACUGAUAUGCUUACUCUUGAUCUAGUUCAUUUUUUUUCGAGGAGAAAAUUGCCUCAAUGGGAAGUGAUUGGUUUCUGUAUUUUGAAAAUGUUAGUUGCUAUCGUACGUUAGUGUUUACAGAUAAACUUUGACAUUUAGUAGCUGGGUUGUUUUUAAACGAGUUCGCAGCAUGCAUUGCAUUCUAAAUUGGAACCGUUUCAUGUACACAGCACAAAUGAUGUGUAGUUGAACAUGUUAUUAUCUGACGCUGUGCAGCCAUUCUCCAUAAAGAGCUUCCUUCAGCAUCACUGUAUUUCCCUGGACCGAAAGAUUGAGGAAUGAUCAGUCAGUUGAGUGACAGCCUGUCCGUAGAGCAAAGAUUACGCUGAAAAAGCAAACCGCGAGCCAAGUGGUCGCAUAACGUGCUUUGUUAUCAUAUUAUAUAUAUUUUUACGUGUUAGUCCUGUGCAAAGUAAAAUUUUUCUGAAAUUGCAGUUCGAGCUGAGAUCGUCUCUUAUCCUCAAGCGAAUGUCACAAAAGAAGAGGGAAGUAAUUUAGCUUUAUUUUGUGACGCCAAUGGAAACCCAGCACCGAUAAUACUAUGGACCAAAGAUGGAUCUCUCAUAAACAACAAUUCCAGGAUCAGGUUUUCAAAACAUAACAGGCUGUUGACCAUAUUAAAUGUAAACAGAACAGACAGCGGCCACUACCAAUGUGUGGCGAACAACAGCCUUGGAAAUGAUACCUCAAACGUUGCUACUGUUGACAUCCAAUGUGAGUUCUCAUCUUACUACUGUACCGAUAUGAAUACUCUACUUUUUAUGAAUAGUGUAUGAAUAGGGUAUGAAUAGCGUUUUGAUACUCGGCGUCAACUGAGAGCAGCUUUCAUUUGUUUUUUCUCCAAUUCACCUUUCGUUUUUUUGUUUCCGCUGUAGGCAACUCUUGUUACUAUCAUUGUCAAAUAAACAUAGGCUUUGAAUAGCAUUUGCUCCUACCCUCUAAUUUUUCAGUACAAUUAUGUACAGUCAAUACAAUUAUGUACAGCUAGCUGAAGUGAGACAAGGAGAUUAAUUGUAAAGUGCGUAUACAGGUUUUUUCAUAAGUUCGUGCCAUUUUUUGAACUUUCCACAAGCCUUGUUUACAUUUUUUCUAUGAACAUUUUCAGUAUCCUGCAUGUCCCCCUUUGCUGCUGAAGCUACGUUUCAGCUUUGCCAUUUCUUGCAAUAUUAUAGUCAUAUAAACUGUUCCCUUCAAAACCAGUAAGAGAUUACCAACCGGGAUUUUUCCUAAAUAAUGAUUUAUUUGUAUUUUUAAGUUCAUUAGUUUGGAAGAGGUAGGGAUAGAAAUUUGUACUAGCGAAACAGACACUUCAGUUUUCGCAAGCUUAAAAGGAGACCGAACGAUAAUCGAAUUGUAAAACAUUUAAGUAAACUGAGUUCAACUGAAUGAAAUUAUUAUUAAAAACAGAGGACUAAAAGACACAUUUUCCCUUAAGUUUCAAGUCGUCAAUAAUAUUUCUAAGGUGCUUAAUUUGAAGUCGACAAAAAUCGGUUUGAGCAGUUUCUUGGAAGCAAACAAUUUAACCCUUGUUCAACAAACAGCUUUAAUUUAAAACAUGUUUCCGCUUUGGUUUGAAUGAGGUGUAAGUGGGUUUUUUGAAAAUUUUUAGAUCGACCUGAGAUAGCCACUCAACCGCAGAAUGACACGAUAACAGAAGGAGAAAAUGUGACACUGACUUGUAAUGCUACUGGAAAUCCAGAGGCAGUGCUUUCAUGGUUCAAAGAUGAAAAUCUCGUGAAUAGCAGCAACAGGAUCAGCUUUUCAGCAGACAGCAAGUUGUUGACGAUAACGAAUGUGAAAAGAACAGAUAGCGGAAAAUACCUGUGUUUCGCUCAUAAUGAAGUUGGGAACGCUACCUCGAAAAUUGCCAAAUUAAAUGUUCAAUGUAAGUGAGCACUAUAAGUAGAAUUCUUUACCGGCAGUAGAACUAAGACCAAACUUUAAUAUAUUCUCCUAUUUCUUUAUAAUAAGCGUACACGGAUCUGCUUAAAGUGGGGAUUUUUUUUAUUAGAAAAGGUGAAUACAUUUCAGAAUAAUUAACCAAGUACCCUCUGUGUAGAGAAACUGAGUGAAUGAGGAACUAGGAUGAAAUUCAUAUCCGUCUAUCUACUUGGUUUCAGAUGAACCGGAAAUUAUCACUGAUCCCUCUAGUGACACGGUGAAGGAAGGACAAAACAGAACCUUUUCUUGUAACUCGACUGGAAAUCCAUUACCAGAAAUAUCAUGGAAAAAAGAUGGACAUUCUAUUGGCAAUAUUUCCAGGAUCAGUUAUUCAGCAGAGAGCAACGAGUUGAGGAUAAUAAAUGUGUACAGAACAGACAGAGGAAAAUACCAUUGUGUGGCUAACAAUAGCAUUGGUAAUGCCAGCUCAGAAGAUGCUACAUUAGUUGUAGAAUGUAGGUAUUAACAAUAAUAAUAAUAAUAAUUGUAGCGGCCGACACAAGCAAAGCAAAUUUCAACGACAACUAUGAGUUUCGCUAAUGAAGACGCACUAUGAAGCGAGGAUAUAUUUUACGGAAAAGACUAGAAUCGUUUUAUUAGCGUAGUCGAGGUAUCCAAGUAUUUAUCGUAAGCUGAAAUAUGAAAUUAUAAGGAAGAAGCUAAGCUAAAUUCUAAGAUACGGACCAACUUUCCAAUCAUUCCGAUAUAAAAGCAAGACCCAAAAGACUAGCUAAAACUCUAAAACAAACUCAUAAAAGACUAUCUUCAAGGAUAGAGGAGAACCGCUUGAAAACAAAUUCCAACAAAACUAAUAACCGAGUGGGAAAAACAAGCAACGAUCACGUCCCUAAUGGACAAACAGUAACGUCAUUAUUGCGGCUUAACACUUUUAACACGAAACAAACUUAAAACAAAUCAAUAUCUGGUAGCAAAGGCGUGGCAGCCGUUACAAUAAUAAUAAUAAUAAUAAUAAUAAUAGUAAUAAUGGCUAGGUAGCGGUGAAGGACCUCAAGAAGAUGCAGAGGGCACCGUCACACUGAACAUUGCACGUACUUUUAAGAUUGCGACACAUUAGACAUUAUCUUACCCGUGCUUCGGUUUGUCUCCUGCUCUAGAACUUUGAACACUUAGCACAUUUUAGCGUAAAUUUGUUUAGUUUAUUAUAUACAUACAUAUACAUAUUUUAACCGUACUUUUUCAUUGUACACUACCUUUUAAUUCUAGUUUCACUAGCCGGAGCACAGGCCACGCCUUGGCGCCCUAUGUUCCUUCCAACUGUAUAGCAUACAGAUAGUUUUUACUGCUGCAUAAUAAUAAUAAUAAUAAUAUUUAAUGAAGGAACCCAACUCGCCAAGGCGGUUUCCAGUGGGGCCCAGUAAAGUAUUCAUUGAAUUCUUCUAGCUUAUUCGGUAGAAAGUGAGCUCGAGAGUCUGGAAAAAACAGUCAUUUUGGUCUCGCAGGUCAUUUCAAUUGGUUCAGCCGUGUCUGCUGUAAACAUGAACGACCAUUAAAUUGUCGAAUUCAAAAAGAUAUUGGCGCUUAUAGCUAGUGUUGCUAAUGUUCAUUGCAACUGUUUUACAAUUGUAGAUAAAAGUGAGAUUACCACCCAUCCUAAUAAUGUGACAAAAACAGAGGGAGAAAGCGUUACGUUACACUGUAAUGCUAUUGGAUAUCCGCUCCCUACUCUAUCAUGGACCAAAGAUGGAUCUGACAUCGGUAACAAUUCCAGGAUCAGCUUUUCGGCAGACAAAAAGCAGUUGGCAAUCACCAAAGCGAGCCGAGUAGACAGCGGAGCAUACCGAUGUGUGGCGAACAACAGCCUUGGAAUUGAUACGUCUAUGGCUGCUGUUUUAGAUGUUCAGUGUAAGUUGAGUGGAACAUUCAUGAGGCAACGAGUUAUUUGGAUCAUUAACUAGGGCUCGAUAGUCAUAAAAAAGGCCGUAAUGUUUUGGUCCAAAACAAGGUGUACUGCAAUCCUGCUUUCUUUUCUUUAACGGUUGGUUAAACAGAGGCUUUUAAGCUUCCCAGUUUAGAUAAAUUGAAAGUCGCCAGUUUUGUACUGUGGCUCGUUCUUGGGUUGCGAAUUACGUCAAGCGACAAACAGGUCUGCUGCAGAUGGUCAAAUUAUGUUUGACUCGACAAAUUACAGACGAAAGGAAAAACAGAAACAAGUUGAGAAAAAUUUGACACGAGAAAGAAUUGGGGAGGAAAGUAGAGAAGCUUUGAAACCGCACUACUAUGUAGCUAUGGACACUUAAGUAAAUGUUUUCAGCUUGCAAUUGAAUAAUAACUUCUGUUUCGCGUUGAGAAAAACAUGGAGUAUGCUUCCGUUUUAUAAUUCUCAUAUCUGUGAAACUUACCAAAUUGCACGAUUUUCUAAUUGUCACAGUUAAGUAUGUUUUUUUUAGUUCAACCUGAAAUCUCCAUACAUCCGAGGAAUGUCACAAUAGUAAGAGGAAAUAAUGUGACUUUUAGUUGUUCAGUCGUGGGGAACCCAACACCCAGUGUUGUUUGGACAAAGGACGGAGAAGACCUGGAUGUAACAGCAAAUGGUCGAUUUCAAUUGUCCUCGAGGAACGAUAAUCUCAGUAUAGAAAUUGGAAAAGUUCACCUCUUAGACUCUGGGCAAUACAGAUGUGUGGCUAAUAACAGCAAGGGUAAAUCAUCUUCAUCUGCAGCCAAACUCACAGUGCAGUGUAAGUAA
Messenger RNA from Pocillopora meandrina, 5822 nucleotides. NCBI's taxonomy places the organism in Eukaryota, Metazoa, Cnidaria, Anthozoa, Scleractinia, Pocilloporidae. The record is from the annotation of a GenBank genome assembly.